CCAGCGGGAGCCCCUGGAAGGAGACCGCUAAGCUGCCAUUCGGCGUCGCCGGCGGGAAGCAGCUCAGCCCGGUGCUGGAACUGCGGCAGCCCGGCGGGCCCCGUGAGGAAAGACGGGCCCUUCUGCCCGCAGUGCCGGGCACUGCAACCCCCUGACCCGACUCAGGACUACUUCAGCCUCUUGGAUUGCAACCUUUCCUUCAGAGUUGACACUGCAAAGCUCCAGCACACUGAAAAGGAGUUCUCAAAGAAGCAUUCGACCCUGGUGAAUGAUGCCUAUAAGACUCUUCUGGUCCCCCUGAGCAGGGGACUAUAUCUUCUAAAGCUCCGUGGAGUAGAGAUUCCUGAAGGGACAGAUUAUGAAAUGGACAGGCAAUUCCUCAUGGAAAUAAUGGAAAUCAAUGAAAAACUUGCAGAAAUGCAAAGUGAAGCUGCCGUGAAAGAGAUUGAAUCUAUUGUCAGAGCUAAACAGAAAGAGCUGACUGAUAAUGUAAGCAGAGCUUUUGAACAAGAUGAUUUUGAAAAAGCCAAGGAAAUUUUAACAAAGAUGAAAUACUUUUCAAACGUGGAAGAACAGAUCAAGUUAAAGAAGAUUCCCCUCUAAUUGUUGCUAAUUUUAAAGUUUUUAAAAUAAAGUUCUU
Messenger RNA from Talpa occidentalis (Iberian mole), 640 nucleotides. RefSeq names its product iron-sulfur cluster co-chaperone protein HscB-like. Gene Ontology annotation, molecular function: protein-folding chaperone binding; ATPase activator activity. Lineage: Eukaryota; Metazoa; Chordata; Mammalia; Eulipotyphla; Talpidae. Gene Ontology annotation, biological process: protein complex oligomerization; [2Fe-2S] cluster assembly. The record is from RefSeq and is a predicted model, not a curated record. Gene Ontology annotation, cellular component: mitochondrion.